Molecule: messenger RNA, 2636 nt
Organism: Athalia rosae (coleseed sawfly)
Lineage: Eukaryota; Metazoa; Arthropoda; Insecta; Hymenoptera; Athaliidae
Gene: Elp2
Product: elongator complex protein 2
Exons: 1
Coding region: 217-2583 (788 amino acids)
Biological process (GO): tRNA wobble uridine modification
Cellular component (GO): elongator holoenzyme complex
Molecular function (GO): protein binding
Source: RefSeq, a predicted model, not a curated record
AAUUUUCACAAUUUGCCGCCUUCUCUGAUUAAUAGGGAAAUUAAUUUCUAGUCAUUGGUACUCCAUCAUAGAUAGCUGUCUGCUGUGCACGUGUUGAAGGAUCAGUACAACCUCCCAAGUGUCAAACUCAAAUUUAUAUAAUAAUUCACUGAGGACCAGUUACAAAAUUCGUUCUGAUAAUUGCAAUUUGAAAGUAUCAACUCAACGACGCAAAGAAUGACAACUUCCUAUAUCAGCUGCGCCUGUAAUAGAACUCCAAAUUCAGCAGAUUGGGGUAGAAAUGGUCUGGUUUGUUAUGGGGCUCGAAACGCAGUUGCUGUUUAUAAUCCAGAGGCAUCAAAGUUGGGUAAAGUUGUUGAGACUCUCCACAAACACAGUGACAAUGUGACAGUUGUGCGAUGGAUAAAGACCAGAAAUGAGGAGCCAGAGACAGAGUUGAUAUCAGCAUCGAGCGAUGGAACUACCAUAAUAUGGAGUAAAGUCGGAGUCGUUUUCAAGCCCCUUACAAUACUAAAAGAUGAAUGCGCGGUCAGAAUUGCCAUAGCUCAGUACCUCGAUGAAUCUAGAGGUAAUAAUGGUUCGACCGAAUUACUGAUUUGUACUGGAAAUACAAAGGGACAACUUAAGCUGUGGGAAAGAAAAAAUGAUGGAGAGAUAAGCAUUUGCCAAACCAUGAAAUUUGGCAAUAAGCUACUCAUUGAAGCUGCCAUAUGCUUUUUACCUGGUUCUAACAUCCCACUAAUUGCAGUCGCCAUAGAGGAUUCAAGCAUUGUCUUAAUUUGUCGAGAUCCAAGCAGAAGAAGCGAACAUCCUUUCGUCAAAGUCCAGACUUUGAUUGGCCAUGAAGAUUGGGUACGAUGCAUAGACUUUACAUAUGAUGACAACAAAGAUGUUUUGAUGGUCAGUGGAUCUGAAGAUAAUAUGAUACGAUUGUGGCGGAUAUCAGUUGAAAGAGAAGAAGUUACUACCGACGAACUAAGACAAGAAAAACAACAAUUCUCUGUAAUAGGUAAAAAGUACAAUGUUGCUCUAGAGUCUAUUUUGAUAAGCCAUGAGGGUUGGGUCUAUGGAGUAAAUUGGCACCCAUCAGAAUAUUCAAAAGGUAAACGACACCAGCCAAUGAAACUGCUUUCUUGUUCAAUGGACAAAACAAUGAUUUUAUGGGAACCUGAAGCCACUUCUGGAAUAUGGUUAGAGUCGGUGAGGGUUGGAGAUGUCGGUGGAAAUUCGCUGGGAUUUUAUGGAUGUAAAUUUGGGCCAAAAGGAGACAGUUUUUUGGGGCAUGGGUACCAAGGCUCUUUUCACAUUUGGGAGCAUUCGAAGACAACUGGAAAUUGGGCACCAAGAUCAGCUCCUAGUGGCCAUUUUUCAGAAGCUGUUGAUCUGUGCUGGGAUCCAAAGGGAAGAUUUUUGCUCACUGCGAGCAUUGACCAAACUACAAGAGCUCAUGCACCCUGGUUCGAUGUAAGAUCAGGUUCUGAAACUUGGCAUGAAAUAGGACGCCCUCAAGUACAUGGAUAUGACAUUUCAUGCCUGGCAAUGCUGUCGCCUUACAUUUUUGCUUCUGGAGCUGAGGAAAAAGUUGUGAGAACGUUUGGUGCUCCCGCGACAUUCAUCAAUUAUCUUAAAAAGCUAUCUAAUGCCGAUGACUGUAGUGGUUUGACUGCAGAAAGUGCUGCUGUACCAGCUCUAGGUUUAACUAACAAAGCAGUUUACGAUGGGGAGGUUGUUGUGGGUGAAAAUUUGUACACAGGAAAUUCCAGGGAUUUAAAUUUCGAGAAUCCUCCAACGGAAGAAGAAUUAAUUCAGCACACACUGUGGCCAGAGUUACAAAAACUCUAUGGGCAUGGUUAUGAAAUAUUUUCAAUGGCUGCAAGCCAUGACGGAUCUCUGCUAGCAACUGCCUGUAAAUCUUCUUCCAUCGAACAUGCAGCUAUAAUUAUGUGGGAUACAAGAACCUGGAAGAUUCAAGAUAGACUAAUUUCACAUCAGCUGACUGUAACACAGAUUGAAUUUUCCCCAAACGACUAUUACCUUUUAUCUGUAUCAAGAGACAGGAGAUGGUCUCUAUUUGCUCGUGGGAUUGAUUCUGCAUAUAAACUGAAGGCAGCGAGUUCUAAGAAAGACAGUCUUCACAGUAGGAUAAUUUGGUGUUGCACUUGGUCUCAUGAUUCAAAAUAUUUUGCUACAGGCUCUCGCGAUGGCAAAAUUGGUAUUUGGGAUCCCACCAACUUUACCGACGAGAAAUAUCUGCCGUUUACUAGCUUAGAAAUGAAAGAUGCCUCCGUAACUGCACUCACUUUUUCCCGGAGCAGCGUAGCUCAAAAUUCCUACAUUAUGGCAAUCGGUUUCGAGAGCGGAAAUAUAGAGAUUUAUAAAAUUUUUAUUGCAAAGGGCUCGCCAGUUUGCAGAAAAUAUGAUACUCUCGAUACUUCACGUGCACAUCAUCUCGCUGUGAAAAGACUCUCGUUCAGACCACAAAACAAUAAUUCAAUGGCUGAAAUUCUACAACUUGCUAGUUGUGGGUCAGACAAUAUGAUUAAAAUCCACAACUUCAAUCUCAAAGACCUUAUGGAAUUCUAAUUCCUUGCCCUAGAUAUUUUCUACACUGAUAAAAUAAACUUAUUUAUCUAUUA